AUGGCAGUAUUGCACAAUAAGCUUUAUCAAGCAGUGCUUGAACAGCUUUAUCAGGCAGUGCGUGAAGAAGCCCUCAUACUUCCAAGAGAAAUAAAAAACUUUCCAGAAGUAAUAGAAAUUAAUGUUACGAGAGAAGGACAGAGCUUUCUAGUUGAGGGAGCAGCAGGAAAGCAGUAUGGGAAGAAUCCUAGACAGGUUUGUGAUUACCAGAGAGAUAAAUGGUUGACGGCUGUUAUUACACUGCCCCAGUUACGACACUUCCACCCCGACUGCCUGAUUUCAGUGAUCUUUCGGGUUGCAAUCAUCCCUCGGGACUCCUUUCAGGAUGACUGGCUGCACACUGGCCCACGGGUGCUGAUGACCUCGGCCUUUGCUACUGCCUGUGAAUGGGAAGUCUGGAUUUUGUGUCCAUCCCAGCUCACCCUAAGGAAAUCUAUAAUGGAAGACCACAAGGAAGAUCUGCUGGAUUUUGAGUCAGAGAAAGUGGAAAUCUUAAGAUUGGCCCAGUCAAAAAGGAACAUUAACAGUUUGAAUAUGGACCUUGAAAGGGAUAUGCAGAGAAUAGAUGAAGCAAAUCAGGAACUUCUUCUCAAAAUUCACGAGAAAGAAGAUGAGAUUCAAAGGCUGGAAAGUGAGAUCAUUCAGACCAGAGACCUGGCAGAGGAGGAGGAGUGGGAGAAGGAGAACUUCACCACAAUGGAAAGGGAAAGAGCCUUGCAGGAGCUAGAAGAAGAAACAGCCAGGCUGGAAAGGAAGAAUGAGACUCUGGUCCACAGCAUAGCAGAACUUGAAAGAAAGCUUACAAGGAAAUCACAAAAGGCAACUAAGUGUGAACAAGGCAAUCUAAAGGGAACCCCAGAAGAAUCAAAGGCUAAGUUACAACAGCUGGAAGCCUCCUGUGUGGACCAAGAGAAGGAUCUGGCCAAGGUAAUAGAAGACUAUGCAUUUGUGGCCCAGCUCUGUGAAGAUCAGGCCCUCUGCAUAAAGAAGUACCAGGAAACUUUGAGGAAAAUAGAGGAAGAACUAGAGACUCGGUUCCUUGAGAGAGAAGUAUCAAAAGUCAUGAGCAUGAACUCUGCAAGCAAAGAGUGUAAUAGCCAAAAUAACCAGGUAAUUUCCCACCCAGCUCCAACUUCUUGAGUGUCAUCACCCAUCAAAGGAGUUUUCCAAAAACGUUGUAAGCCACCAAAUCCCUAUCAAUCUUCCCAUGUGCAUUUUCCAAGAACAGUACCACAAAUAAUCCCAAAGCAUUCCAACCUUAAACAAAAACAAAGAGGAUGCUAAGGAACAACUGUCUUCCCUCUUAUGGCUGUGCAAAUGAUCUGUUCUCAAAGAAACCAGCCUGAAGACCAGAGAGAGUUUAGAAUGGAAGCAAAAGUAACAGGAGCAGAGGG
Messenger RNA from Sus scrofa (pig), 1394 nucleotides. The record is from RefSeq and is a predicted model, not a curated record. Lineage: Eukaryota; Metazoa; Chordata; Mammalia; Artiodactyla; Suidae.